Molecule: messenger RNA, 2578 nt
Organism: Miniopterus natalensis
Lineage: Eukaryota; Metazoa; Chordata; Mammalia; Chiroptera; Miniopteridae
Source: RefSeq, a predicted model, not a curated record
UGCAUUACUUUGGGAGAGCUUUUAUUUAAAAAAAUAAAAAUAAUGCUGCGCAAAACAAAGCUGUAAAUCUUCGACUACCACAGAAAUUUAUUUCAAAAAGAACUAAACAUUUCUACUUAAGACAUCCACGUGACAGCUAACAUAAGGAUUGCAGUGGAUUCAAAGCAGGAAUAUACAUUUUAUUCAAUACCAGAGACUGUUUGCAGAUCCACUCUUCAUUAUGAAAAAAAACCCUGUAACAUAGGUACGUAUAAAUUUAUAUUUAUCAUAUGCAUAACAGUAUAUAAAAAUACCAUUUAGACUAAGUCUAUAAUUAGACAAUGAUGAUUUUUUAAAAGCAUGUAAUUUAGAUAUCUUAAUUUUUUUUUUUUUGCAAUUAUCUUGAUAUUAGAAACCAUAGCAGUCUUGCAAGUAGUACUUUUAGCAUGAUGAGGCAUAUUAAUAUUUGGAUAGUAGUAAAAAACAUAGAUUUCAUAAUAUUACUGGUAGGGAUUUACUCUUGAAGAAGGGAAGCUAUUAAGUAUUCUGAGGUCUAGUGAAUUUAUUGUUCAUUUAUAAAGGCUGCAACUUUAUGAACGUUUUUCCGUGAUCUCAUGAGGUUUUCCAUAUUAGCCAAAGGUCUUUUUUCUAUAAGAAACAUGGUUUAAUCUGAAGGUUGGUACGUUGGCUAGUUCCAUUUUCCACAUUACUUUCAGAUAAACCCAAAUACUGAAAUAUAUUGGCCAAAUCCAGACAGAUAUUUUUGACAGUGGCCUGGACUGUGUCUGUUUUGAGAUGAAGAAGGUGAGAAAAUGUCCAGUCUGGACAGGCACCAGACUCUUUCUUCAGGAGAUGCUGGGAUGCUCACCCUGGAAAUUAUAAGGGAUAUGAGAACUGAGUUCCAAGUUUAAUACAGGAUGACGCAGGUGGCGGAGAAAUAUUUUAUGAAGGGGAAGGGAAAAAAACACCCAGAUGACAAAUCUUGUAUUUUACAGACUGACUGAAAUAAUUUUAUUAUACCUUUUGGAACAUAGCUAUGGAGAGUACAUGUUAUACUGAAUAUUAAAGAAAACCCAAAAAUCUUGCAUAUAUAUUUGCGGAGUCUCCAAAUGUGAAUAUUAUUAAUAAUUAUGCUCUAUAAUUUCAAUGGAUAUUUGGAGCACGGUGAAGAAUCAAUAAGAACUUAUUACGUGAUGGCAAAUGAGAAAAAGCAGCCGUUGAAGUCCGAUAAAGGUAUUCUUUAAGCCUGUUAUUGAAGACCUGAGCAUGGAAUUGGCCAGAAAAUGCACUGAACUCAUUAGUGAUAUCCAUUAUAAAGAGGAGCAUAGGAAGUCUAAGGACAAGUGUACGUUUGUGACCGACACGCCUAUGCUAAACCAUGUAAAAAAUAUUGGCGCUUUUAUUUCUGAGGCAAAAUACAAAGGCACCACCAAGGCGGACCUCUCAAACUCUCUCUACAAGCAGAUGCCAGCCACGAUCGACAGCGUCUUUGCAAGAGAAGUUACGCAGCUUCAGAGUGAGGUUGCCUACAAGCAGAAACAUGAUGCUGCCAAAGGAUUCUCAGAUUACUCCCAUAUGAAGGAGCCACCUGAGAUCAAACAUGCCAUGGAGGUCAAUAAACACCAGAGUAAUAUUUCUUAUAGAAAAGAUACGCAGGACUCCCACGUGUAUAGUGCAGAGCUCGACAGACCAGACAUCAAGAUGGCAACGCAUAUCUCCAAGAUCGUCAGCAAUGCAGAAUACAAAAAAGGGCAAGGAGUAAUGAAUAAAGAGCCUGCUGUAAUUGGAAGACUGGAUUUUGAACAUGCUGUUGAAGCUUCUAAACUUUCUAGUCAAAUUAAAUACAAAGAAAAAUUUGAUAAUGAAAUGAAGGAUAAGAAACAUCAUUACAAUCCCCUCGAAAGUGUUUCUUUUAAGCAGAGUCAGCUUGCCACGGAGCUGGCAAGUGAUCGAGAAUAUAGAAAACUCUUUGAGGAAAACAAAGGAAUGUAUCAUUUUGAUGCGGAUGCCGCCGAACACCUGCACCACAGAGGCAACGCCACCCUCCAGAGCCAGGUUAAGUACAAAGAAGAAUAUGAGAAAAAUAAGGGGAAAUCGCUGCUUGAAUUUGUUGAGACACCAUCAUAUCAAGCUUCAAAGGAGGCUCAGAAGAUGCAGAGUGAGAGAGUUUACAGAGAGGAUUUUGAGAAGGAGAUUAAAGGAAGGUCAUCAUUGGAUUUAGACAAGACUCCAGAGUUUUUACAUGUAAAGUACAUCACCAACCUUCUGAAGGAGGUAUGAUCCUGAUAUUUACCAUUAAAUAUUGCAAAAGAGACUAAAAAUGAAAGAAAUAAUGCUGAAAGUAUUUACUUAUCAAUUCUCUACUAAUUCAAUGAGUUUCAGAUAUUAAUCUGUUACUUUUCCCCUCACUUUGACCUUUACUAAUAGAAUUUUAAAUUUUCAUGUUAGAACCAGCUCUUUCUUAAACUUCCCUGCAGCAUUCUCGUGACAUUUGAUGUUAGAAAUAAGAUGCUUAUGUGUGAAAGUCUGAAUAAAUGGUACAUUAUUUAUAAGUGGUUUGUGUUCUAAGUAGGGAAAAUAUGUUUAGCAUAUAGAACAA